Molecule: messenger RNA, 4695 nt
Organism: Didymodactylos carnosus
Lineage: Eukaryota; Metazoa; Rotifera; Eurotatoria; Philodinida; Philodinidae
Source: the annotation of a GenBank genome assembly
AUGACGGAUGAACAAGAACUUUUGGAUUAUGAUGAAACAGAUGAUCAGGCACAAUCGACAACGGGUAAUGCUGGUGGUGCAUCGUCUACAACAGGAGGUGCAAGUAAUGGUAGUGCUAUAGCAACAUCAAAAUUACAAAAUGGAAGUGAUGGUUCAUUACAACCAAAAAUUGGUCGUGGUACCUAUGUUAGUAUACAUGCAUCCGGUUUUAAAGAUUUUCUAUUAAAACCAGAGUUAUUACGAGCGAUUAUGGAUUGUGGUUUUGAACAUCCAUCUGAAGUUCAACAUGAAUCAAUUCCACAAGCAAUUCUUGGUACAGAUAUCGUUUGUCAAGCAAAAUCCGGUAUGGGUAAAACGGCUGUGUUUGUUUUGGCUACAUUACAACAAUUAGAACCCGUAGAUGGGCAGGUUGUCGCUAUAAUUAUUUGUCAUACACGCGAAUUGGCAUUUCAAAUAAGUCGUGAAUAUGAGAGAUUUUGUAAAUAUAUGUCACAAGUGCGUGUUGCUGUUUUUUUUGGUGGUUUACCAACAAAAAACGAUGAAGAUUUAUUGAAAAAAAAUUGUCCACACAUUGUUGUUGGCACACCGGGUCGUAUUUUGGCGUUGGCUAAAAGUAAAGCAUUGAAUUUACGUCAUGUUAAACAUUUCAUACUGGAUGAAUGUGAUAAAGUACUGGAAUCACUUGAUAUGCGUCGUGAUGUACAAGAAAUAUUUAAACUAACACCACAUGACAAACAGGUUAUGAUGUUUAGUGCAACAUUGAGUAAAGAAAUUCGUCCGGUUUGCAAAAAAUUUAUGCAAGAUCCAAUGGAAAUUUAUAUUGAUGAUGAAACAAAAUUGACAUUACAUGGUUUAAGACAACAUUAUGUUAAGUUGCGUGAAAAUGAGAAAAAUCGUAAAUUAAUUGAUUUAUUAGAUAAAUUAGAGUUUAAUCAAGUUGUCAUUUUUGUUAAAUCCGUACCACGUUGUACAGCAUUAUGUAAAUUGCUAAUUGAACAAAAUUUUCCUGCGGUUGAAAUACAUCGUGGAAUGCCACAAGAAGAACGUUUAUUACGUUAUAAAGAAUUUAAAGAAUUUCAAACACGUAUAUUAGUAGCAACCAAUUUAUUUGGUCGUGGUAUGGAUAUUGAACGUGUUAACAUUGUUGCACGUGCUGGUCGUUUUGGAACAAAAGGUUUGGCAAUAACAUAUGUGGCAGAUGAAAAUGAUGCAAGUGUAUUGAAUGAUGUGCAAAGUCGAUUCGAAGUACAAAUAACAGAAAUGCCCGAUGAAAUUGAUGUCACAACAUAUAUCUUACCAUCAAAGAAAGUAAUAACUACUUCUGCUGUGAUGGUGAUCGAAGUUCCUGUUGUUCAAAUAAUUAGUGAUUCACAGGACGCAGCGGAUAGUGAAAAAAAAUUAGAUGAAUUAGAUGAAACCACUCCUGGUGUACCUUUAACAAGUGUCUUAGGGAACAGCAAUGAAUUAAUCAGUAUUGAAAAGAAGUUACGUGUAGAAGAUUUUCGUUUACUACGAUAUCGUUUUAAUAAUUCAAAUCAAUCAGUUAGUGCUGCUGAUCAAACAGUCAAUCUUUACGAUGAUAAUGAAAAAUAUUUGGGAUCAUUGAAUAAAGAAGAUUUUAUAGAAUCAUUUGAAACCAUACUCGAUGUUAAUCAAUAUCGAAAUCAGUUAGAAAAACUAUUUGACAAGCUCAAUUCAAAAGAAACUGGUUUAAUUAAUUGGAAUGAUUUUUGUACGUAUAUGUUACAACAUUAUCAAGAAGAAGACUAUGAGAAUACUCUGCGUACAUCACCAUUUAAUAGUGAACCCAAAAUACGUCAUGUACCACAUAAUAAGCAAGAAUUAACGGCAAAAAUUUUACAUUUGGAAAAUCCUGUUAAAUUUGUUAAUAUAAGCAAGGAAGGUUAUCUAGGAUUAUGGACAACAAAUCUUGUACUAGAAAAAACAUAUUCAGCUGCUGAUGAAUUAGAUGAUGGUUUAAAUAAUCGUCGACGAGCUGGAAUGUGGGUGACAGAUGCUAUUUAUAUGACAGAUACCCAUAAACUUGUUAUUGCAUCAACAAGUCUUAAAAAUGUACCCACAUGUUUAGAUUAUUAUGCAAGUGAUAAAAGUGCCAAUGGUGAGUCAGCAUUGAUGUUUGGCGAUGAUUGUGGUUAUAUCCAUAUAUUAUAUUUUAAAAAUCCCAUAAAUGCUCUAUUCGAUCCAUUAAGGAAAAAAUCGGAUGCAGCUAAAUUAGAGAAAACAGAUGAUGCUACACAGAGAAUAUUUUGGGAGGAAUUGAAAGAUCAUGAAAAAUAUGUUCGCUAUUAUUCAAUGGGUCAAAUACAUGGCGAAUAUAUUCGAAAAAUUUUGUAUGUACCCCAUAAUAAUUCAAUUAUUGCAUCAAGUGGUGAUAAUCGAAAUUCAUUAAUUAUUUCAAAUGUAAAUAAACUUAAAAAACCUUAUAUAUUUCGAUUAUAUAAGGGUUGUGAAUGUUUUGACUACAGUCGAACAUUAAAUCUUCUUCUUACCGGUGGUGCUGAUUAUUUGGCUCGUAUUUGGAAUCCAUAUGUAACAUCAAAAAAUAUUUCAAUUCUUGAAGGUCAUCAUGCGGCUGUUAUCGAUAUUAAAAUAAAUGAUCGAUUAAAACAAUGUUAUACAUUUAGUAAAGAUGCGGUUGUAAAAGCAUGGGAUCUAAAAGAAUUUAUAUGCAUUCAAACAAUAUCAAUUCGAUUUCCAAGUACAUUAUCAGGAAAAACGCCUAGUUUUGGAUUAUUUGCAACUGAUUUUUAUGUGAAUACAAAUCAAAAUUCUGAUUCAAUGCCCGGUGCAUUAGUAUUAGCCUGCAAUGAUUAUUUGUCCUUAAUGAAAUUGGGUCAUGAUAGUUCAAAAGAUAGUUCUUUAUCUGAAACACAUAAUGCACCAUUGAGUUGUGCUAUUUAUAACAAGAAAUUAAAACAACUUAUAACAUGCGCGGAUGAUUCGAGUCUUGGUGCAUGGGAUAUUGAAAGUGGUCGAAAAGCAUUUUUUAUUGCCGAUGCUCAUGAAGGCGAAGAAAUAACAUGUGUUAAUAUUGAUAAAGCAUGUAGAAAAAUUGGUACGGGUGCUAGAAAUGGAGUUGUGAAAAUUUGGAAUGCUGCUAAUGGACACAAUAUUCAUAUUUUACCAAGUAUAGAUGAUUCUGAAAUUACCGGAAUUAUAUUUGCUGAUAAAGGAUUAAUUACUGUUGGAUGGUCAAGAAAAAUUGUCAAAUAUUCCGAUAUUAUAUCGGAGGAUAAAGAUGAUGAACAAAAAGGGGCGCGUGAGCUUGUUCUUCCAAAACCAGAUUUAACAUGGCGUGGUUCACAAGUUCAUAAAGAUGAUAUAUUAUGUUGUGAAUUUUUGUUACCAAAUAUUAUGUGUACAGCUAGUUAUGAUGGUGAAAUCAAUGUUUGGAGUGUGGAUACAGAAAAAUUAAUUAUUUGUCUAAGAAAAGCUCCAAAAGUAGAUACGACAAAAUCGGUAUCAGAUGGCCGAGAGAGUGCAAUUAGAGGUUCCAAACGACCUAAUUCUCGUCAUCUCAAAUAUGAACAAAUACCUCGUGGACAACCAAUUCCAAUUGAUAAAUUAUUAUUUUUAAAACAUCGUGCUAAAGAAAAUAUGAAAUUAGGUGUAUUGUUUUCAAGUGAAGGUGGCUAUUUGUAUUGUUGGUCAUUGUAUGGUGAAAAAAAGAAGAUGGCUUGUUUUUAUGCUUCUUCGAAAGAAGGUGAAUCCAUAUUGGCAUUAAGCACAGAUCAAAAGAAUAAUCGAUUAAUUUGUGGUGAUACACGUGGUGAAAUUCGUGUGUGGGAUAUUGAACAUUAUUGUUCACAACCAGAAUUAGUAACAAGUGAUAUAAAUAAUGAUGAACCACCUCUACUAAUUGCAUUUCAAGCACAUCAUUCAGUUAUUAUUAAUUGUGAAUGGAUCGAUUAUAAAGAAAAUGAAUAUCUAAUAACAUCAUCGACAGAUCAUACUGCUCGACUAUGGACAAUGAAUGGCGAAGAAAUCGGAAUAUUUGGACAACGAAAUUUUUGGGAUAUUGAAUUGUUGUUAACAACAAGAGAGAAUGAAACAAAUGAUAAUCAAGAUGAAAGAGAUUUUGUCUCAACAACUAAGAAAUCAAAUAACGAUCUACCUCCAGAGAUUCAAGUUACAACCGAAGAAAAUGCACACAUAUCACGACCAAAAUCUAUGAAAAAAGAAGUUUCAGUUGAUAUAUCAGAAGUCGAUCAACGAAGUAUAACGUUGCCGGCGCUACCUAGUGCACCGCAAAAUUCACAAGAGCUCGAUAAUAUAUCAAAUAGAGCAAAAACAGCCAGUCUAUCACAGUCAACUUCGCUUGGAUUAACGAUUGAACGAGGUUUAACACAACAAAAAUUUUAUCGUCAAGAACGACGAAAUCGUAUUAGUGAAAUCGAUGGUAGACAACUGACAAAAGGUGGUGAAAUUGACCUACCCAAUUUUGACAAUACGUCAAAUUAUGCUACCGCUAUGAAUCACUCUCAACAAACCUCAAAACGUUCAAAUAUGGGGGACCUAACUCAAUUUUCAUCGUUCGAUGACAGUGAAACACGAGAUAAAUUAACAUUGCCACCAAUAAGUCGACAAAAAACAUCGAUGACAACGGAAGAUAAAUAUAGUUUACCAUCAAGAAACAAUACUUUUAUGAAAUCGGUGUCAGAAAUUGUAAAUUAA